Molecule: messenger RNA, 1062 nt
Organism: Parathielavia appendiculata
Lineage: Eukaryota; Fungi; Ascomycota; Sordariomycetes; Sordariales; Chaetomiaceae
Exons: 2
Coding region: 1-1062 (353 amino acids)
Source: RefSeq, a predicted model, not a curated record
AUGGACACCAGAACCGCCGGCAACAUCCCUCCCUUUCGGGAGGCCGCCAAGGUUCAACGCCUUGACUCGCACACCUACGGCGCGAUCCUCGUCGACUCUUUCUGCAUAGGGACCGUACCAAACGGAGGAUAUGUGGCCUCCUGUAUUCUCGGAGCCGCAGCCCUCCAUCAGACAGGGAGAGGCCAAAAGGACGUGUUGAACGCUCACUUUCAGCUUCUGAGCAGAACUGAGACGGGACCGGCGAUCAUCAUCAUCGAGGACAUUAAGGUUGGCCGCCAGCUGAGCACCCUACAUGUCACACUCUACCAACACGCCCUGCUGUCUGAGGCCCCGUGGAUCACACUGGGUUCUACACGCAAAGAGAUCGCCGCGUACCUCAUCAUGACGGACCUCGGCAAGGAAAGAGGCAUUUCCCUGCCCACGGCGUUUACCAAGAGUCUGCAUAACCCACCGAUGGCGGCGCCGCCCAAGCCAGACUUCGCUGCCUUGAGGGAAGACCACGAUGCUCACUGGGCUCGCUUCCAAUUUGUCAACGGCGGAAGCCCGCCCAACUAUGCGCGAUGCCUGAACAAUUGCGUCUACUACGAUCCUCGCGGCGGGCAGCCCACUAGGACAAUCCUCGACAAGUGGGUUCGGCUGGCAUCGGGCGAGAGGUUUACCCCUGCUGCGCUGGCCUUCGUUUCUGACUGCUGGCCGUAUAUGAUCCAGGUGCAGCGGUCGUUCCAUGAGGGAGCCAAGGAGAAGGACGCCGGGGAAGGAGGGAAUGAGGUGGUUCCUUCUGACCUUGGGUUCGAGUGGACAGGAUUCUGGUACCCGACCGUGGUGCUGAACCUGGAAGUGAAAAAGGCGUUGCCGAAGGAUGGUGUUGAGUGGUUGCACGUGCGGAUGCAGGCAAAGCAAAUCAAGGACAGCCGGUUCGACAUGGAGGUGCUGUUGCUGGACGAGCACGGUGACCUUGUGGCCGUGAGCAACCACGUCUGCUUGAUUUUCAGCAGCGAGCGGAAUAUGUCUGAGAGGAGCAAGCCCGGCGAUGUGGCCAAGGGAGCGCUGAGUCGUAUCUAA